Messenger RNA from Macaca mulatta (Rhesus monkey), 507 nucleotides. It is a transcript of the gene MRPS18C, whose product is annotated as mitochondrial ribosomal protein S18C. The record is from RefSeq and is marked provisional. Gene Ontology annotation, biological process: mitochondrial translation. Lineage: Eukaryota; Metazoa; Chordata; Mammalia; Primates; Cercopithecidae. Gene Ontology annotation, cellular component: mitochondrial small ribosomal subunit; ribosome. Gene Ontology annotation, molecular function: structural constituent of ribosome; small ribosomal subunit rRNA binding.
CUUUCGGAACGAUUCGGAGCGAAAGGAAGUGGAACAAACGCGGAACCAUGGCGGCUAUGGUUGCUGUUUGCGGUGGUCUAGGGAGGAAGAAGUUGACACGCCUGGUAACGGCUGCUGUCAGCCUUACACAUCUCGGGACUCAAACGGUGCUUUGGAGAAGAGGUUGUUCACAAUAUAAACAGGUAUCCAGCAACGAGGACCUGCCCAUUACAAUGGAAAAUCCUUAUAAAGAACCUCUUAAGAAAUGUAUCUUGUGUGGAAAGCGUGUAGAUUAUAAGAAUGUACAGCUUUUGUCCCAGUUUGUUUCUCCAUUUACUGGAUGCAUUUAUGGAAGGCACAUUACAGGUCUUUGUGGGAAGAAACAGAAAGAAAUCACAAAAGCAAUUAAGAGAGCUCAAAUACUGGGGUUUAUGCCAGUUACAUACAAGGAUCCUGCAUAUCUCAAGGACCCUAAAGUUUGUAACAUCAGAUAUCGAGAAUAAAUUAUAUCACGUUUCCACCAAUAAA